GGGCGGGGCGGGACUUCCGGCUCUGGGGGCCGUAGUCGUGUGCGUGAGGGGCUCGGUCCUCGCUGGAUUCGGCGGUCCGAGCGCUCUUGCGCGGCCGCUUCCCCGGCGGCUCCGGGAGGACGAGUCCGGCAGGGGGCUGGGACCCGCCUUCGCGCCGCCGUGCGAGCCGGGAGCGCCCCCGUUGCCGCCGGGGCCUCGGCUUUCGGGGUCUUCCCCCCAGCCCGCCGCGUCCGCAGCACCCGCCGCGGGCCUGGGCCUGGUGCGCGCUGGACGCGGGAGCCUGAGGCUCGGAGCCGGGUCGGCCCGCGGGCACGUCCCGACCUGGGCGGGGCUGGUGGGGUCGCCCUCCCCUCCCCUCCCUGCCCUGUCCACGGGUCCCUUGAUGGCGGCGCCCACGGACCGGGCGCAGGUAUGGGUGACCUUUGAGGACGUGGCCGUGACCUUCACCUCAGAGGAGUGGGGGCAGCUGGACCUGGCCCAGAGGAACCUGUACCGGGAGGUGAUGCUGGAGACCUGUGGGUUCCUGGCCUCUCUGGGAUGUCCUGUUCCCACACCUGCACUUACCAGUCACCUGGAGCAUAAGCAGGAACUAUGGACAGUGAAGAAAGGCCUCUCCCAAUGUACCUGUGCAGGUGACUGUAGAAAAUCAAAGAUAACUGACUCUACCACAUCUCACCUGCUGUUGUCUGAUGAAGCCUCACUCCAGGAACUACUGACACAGGGUUUCUCAAGGGACUCCAGGUUGGGGCGAGCCAGGUAUCAAGAGGCACCAUCGAAAGUUCAAGAAGAGAUCAUGAGGCCAGGGAUAGACCCCCAGAAAGAGACAUUCCCUGGGAACAUAGGCCCCGAACUUAAUGAUAAAUGGACAGAUGAAAGUGUACACUCAAGGAUUGUACAGGAGCAAGUCUCUCCAAGAGAUGCUCUCCAUGAACAUGACUCAGAAGGAUCAGGUGAAGAUCCCUUGAUUCAUGAAGGGAGAAAUCCCUAUAAAUGCAAGGAAUGCGGGAAAGAAUUUGGCAAGAAUUGUCUCCUUGUUCGACAUGAGCAGAUUCACACUGGCGGGAAGCGCUAUGAGUGCACGGAGUGUGGGAAAACCUUUAGCAAGAGCACACACCUCCUUCAGCACCACAUCAUCCACACUGGGGAAAAGCCCUAUAAGUGCAUUGAGUGUGGCAAGGCCUUCAACCGCAGGUCACACCUUAUAAGGCAUCAGAGGAUUCACACUGGAGAGAAGCCUUACAAGUGCAGUGAAUGUGGAAAGGCCUUCACCCACCGCUCUACUUUUGUCUUGCAUAAUCGGAGUCACACAGGAGAAAAACCCUUUGUGUGCAAAGAAUGUGGGAAGGCCUUUCGUGAUAGGCCGGGCUUCAUCAGACACUACAUCAUCCAUACUGGUGAGAAGCCUUAUGAGUGCUUUGAGUGUGGGAAGGCCUUCAACCGCAGGUCAUACCUCACAUGGCACCAGCAGAUCCAUACUGGAGUGAAACCCUUUGAAUGCAACGAAUGCGGGAAAGCCUUUUGUGAGAGUGCAGACCUCAUUCAACACUACACCAUCCACACUGGGGAGAAGCCAUUCAAGUGCAUGGAGUGUGGGAAGGCCUUCAACCGCAGAUCACACCUCAAGCAACACCAGCGGAUUCACACUGGGGAGAAGCCCUAUGUGUGCGGUGAAUGUGGAAAGGCCUUCACCCACUAUUCCACUUUUGUCUUGCAUAAAAGGACUCACACUGGAGAAAAACCUUUUGAGUGCGAAGAGUGUGGGAAAGCCUUUGGCGAUAGGGCAGACCUCGUUCGGCACUACAGCAUCCACACUGGAGAGAAGCCCUAUGAGUGCAUGGAGUGUGGGAAGGCCUUCAGCCGCAGGUCGCACCUCACGAGGCACCAGCAAACUCACACUGGAGAGAAGCCCUAUGAAUGCAUCCAGUGCGGGAAAGCCUUUUGCCGGAGCACCAACCUCAUUCGACACUCCGUCAUCCACACUGGAGAGAAGCCCUAUGAGUGUAGUGAAUGUGGAAAGGCCUUUAGUCGCAGCUCAUCCCUCACUCAGCACCAAAGGAUUCAUGUUGAGAAACCGUCUCAGUGUAACAGAUGUGGGAAGACCUUUCCCAAGUGGGCAGACUUCAGUCAACAUCCCAAAACUCCUAAUGAGGAAAGACUUCUUGAAUAUAACUACUGAGGAAAAUCUUUGGCCAGAGGAAAGAGCAUCUGAUCGUUCACACCAAAGAGAAACCCCACAAGGGUCAUCACUGUGAAAAAGUGUUGUGUGACAGAUCAUUACCUGCCACCUAAAGAGUUGUAUUAGAAAUGGACCCCAUCAGGACCCUUGUUAUACAUGUCAGAAUUGAUCCAGGAGAGAGACCCAGUGAUUAUUGUGCACUUAGGAAAACCAUCACCUGCAUCUUUCCCCUUAGUUUUCUCUGCAAAGUUAUCUCAGGAAUGUUUUUUCAAAGGAAGAGGAUAUGGAAGGGAAAAGAGAAAGAAAUGCAAGCACAGCUUCUUUUCGGCAUCCCUGCUAACCCUGUGACAAUUUCUCAUCCCUUCCUGAUUUUAUUUGUUGAGAGGGAGGUGUUUCAGAGGGUCCCGUGAUGGCAGAGAUAACCACCGAUGGUCUCAGCUCAAUUCCUUUUAGGCGGAGAAACCAAACCCAAGACCAGAAAGCCUACCACUUCUCAGCCUUGCUUGUCUGUGGGAGCCUCACUCCAGGCACAGCGGGCUCAGGGACUGUCAAGGGGAUCCAGGUUGGGCAACCGAGGGGAUGGGCUGGACCAUCACAAUUAUGGGAAGGGUGCUUGGGCCCAGGGGCAGUUUCUCAGAAAGCACCUCCUCAGGAAGAUGAGCCCUGAAUGCAGUGGUUUGGAUCCAGUGAUAGUCUGAGCUCAAGAGUUUCACAGAAGCAAAUGUCUCCAGGAAAUGCUCUCCAUGAAUGUGACUCAGACCAGCUAAAGACCCCGAGAUCCACUCAGGGAAGAAACCCUAAAAUGCAGGGGAUGCAGGAAAGGGCUUAUACAUUUGCAUCUUCUUCCACAUCGGUGGAUUCAUGCUGGAGGGAAACCCUGUGAAUGCAGUGAGUGUGGGAAAGCCUUGUGAGAGGGCAGACCUCAGUCAACACGUGAGGAUUCACCCUGGGGGAAGCUGUUUGAGUGUUGCCGGUGUGGGAAGGCCUUGACCCAACACUCUACUUCUGUGCUGCUUAAUCAGACCCACAGAGGAGAAAAACACUUUGUGUACAAAGAAUGCAUGAAAGCCUUUUGUGAUAGGCCAGCCUUCCUUCAGCAGUGUGCCAUUCUCACAGGAAAGAAGUCCUACAGGCAUAAUGAACAUGGAAAGACCUUCAUCUUCCUCUCUGAUUUUUCUGGCAUAAUAGAAUGCACACAGGAGAAAACCCCUUUGAGUCAAAGGAUGUGGGAAAUCCUUUCUUGACAGCUCUUCCCUAAUUCAACCCCUGAGCAGUCACACUGGUGAGAACUCCUAUGAGUGCAGUGAAUGUGGAAGAGCUUUCAGCCCUAGCUCAUCCCUCACUCAGCACCAAAGGAUUCACACUGGAGGGAAACCCAGAGAUGUGGGAAUGCCUUUUGCAAAGGGGCCCACCUCAGUCAACAACAGAGAACUCAUACUCCGGAAAGACCUUUUGAAUGUAACUACUGAGAAAAUCUUUUAGCCAGAGGAAAUAUCUUACUUGCCAUCUGAACAUUUAUACUGAAGAGAAACUCCAUAAGCAUCAUUGUUGUGAGAAGACCUUCUGCGGCAUACUUUCACUUAUUGUCAUUUAGAGUCAUACUGGAAAUUGACCCAGCCUAGAACUUUAUUCUACCCCAAUGGUAACAUUUUGCAAAGCUAUAUAUAUUUAAAACUACUGAAAUAUUGGCAUUGAUAGAAUCUACUGAUUUUAUUCAUAUUUCUCAAGUUUUACUUUCUAUACAGUUUUAUCACCUGUGUUGGUUCAUGAAUCUACCAUCACAUGCAAGAUGCUGAACAGCUCCAACACCACAAGGAUCUCUCCUACUGCCCUUCUAUAAUCACACCCACUUCCCUCCCCUCCCCCACAUCCUCAUCCCCUGGCAGACCUAUUGUGGUGGGACCUUUUGGAUAGGCUGUUUCAACUGGGAUGUGACCCACCCAGUUCAAGGUGGGUCUUAAUCAUUUACUGGAGCCCUUUAUGAGAGGAUAAGAGGAAGAAACACAGAGAGAAAGCACGGAGAGAUGAGAAACACUCAGAGAAGCAAGAAGGACCCCAAGGAGUUGAGAGAGAGCGCCACUGAAACCAGCACCCAGGAGAGAAGGACCAGCAGAUGUCGCCAAGUGCUUCCCAUGUGACAGAGGAACGCAGGAUGCCAGCAGCCUUUCGUCAGAGAAGCAAUCCUCUUGUUGAUGCCUUAAUUUGGACAUUUUCAUGGCCUUAGAAUUGUAACUUGUAACUUCAUAAAUUCCCAUUGUUAGAAGCCAGCCUAUUUCUGGUAUAUUGCAUUCCGACAGCUUUAGCAAACCGAAAGACGUAGACACACCAUGGGACAUAUACAGACCAGUGAGGACUCUACACCCAGGAACACACACAGGGCUACACAAAGAUAUAAAGGCAGAUGUGCACAUGCCUAGGGACACACAUAGGAGACACAAAAAGCUAUGUAGACACAAAUACAGAAAAUCCCCAUGGGACAUACAUACAAGGGUAGAAGGAGUAUAUAUGGACUGAAGACACACAAACCCAUGAAGACAGAUUGGUAAAGACACAGAAGGACAUAAAAGGACACUGAUGAGCAACAGCCAGAUGCACUUAUAGGCACAAAUGGAUGCAGAUACACAAGGAACAUCAACACACACUGGGUAAUGGAAAGAAACCCCUGGACACACAAAGAGUAUACUCAGGGGAACACAAGGACAGAGACAGAUACAUUCUGAGAGAGGUACACAUGUAUCUAUCCAAAGGUAGACAUCCACAGAUGCAGAUGUACAAAUGGUUAUAUGUGUAUAGACACAUCUAUCCACAGGUAGACACACACAAGAUCCCAUUCACCCUCAGACACAUUCACAAAGACUUCCCUCAUGUAGAUAAUAAGCUCUAUAGACAUAGGAUGUGCUGGUAAAUGUUUAACACCUGCUUUCCAGGCUGUGAAAAAACACAUAGAUGUACAGAAGUUCAUUACAAAUUUUACUGAUUAUGGAUGUGUAGGACACAAUUUACAAAUGGUAGUAAUAUAUGCAGUGGUCUCUUAUAAAUUCCAUAUAGCCAAUUAAUCCUCACCUAAUGCUUUCAUUAAUUUUUUGCUGAACUCUUGUGUCAAGAUGUGUACUAAAUUCAACCAAAUUUUUAAUAUUAUAACUAAGUAAAUCCAACUCUGGGUAUGUAUCCAUUGAAAUAGUGCAUUUUCUGUCCAAAAUGCUAUACAUUAAGGUUUACAACAGCAUUAUUCCUAAUAACCAGGAACUCAAAGCAAUACACACAGCCAUCAACUGGAAGAUGCUUCAAUAAAUUGUGAUACGGUCACAAAAUGGAGCAAAACAGCAAUUAAAACUGCUUCAUGCAACACACAGAUGAAUCUCACAGGAAAAGCACAUUGAAUGACAGCAGUAUAAGCAGUACACGCUGUAGAGUUCUCUAGAUAAGUUCACGAGUGGGCAAACCUAAUACGUGAUGAUAAGGGCAGAAUAAAGGUCACCUUUGUGCAGGGUGUGCUGCUUUGAAGCUGUUAUGAACCCCAGAAGAGCCCUGAUCUUUUAAUCUAAUCCUGUGGGGUGGGACUUUUUGAUUGAAUGUUUCCAUGGAGAUGUGACCCACCCAACUGUGGGUGAGACUUU
Messenger RNA from Choloepus didactylus (southern two-toed sloth), 5793 nucleotides. Its product is annotated as zinc finger protein 543-like. NCBI's taxonomy places the organism in Eukaryota, Metazoa, Chordata, Mammalia, Pilosa, Megalonychidae. Gene Ontology annotation, cellular component: nucleus. Gene Ontology annotation, molecular function: DNA-binding transcription factor activity, RNA polymerase II-specific; RNA polymerase II cis-regulatory region sequence-specific DNA binding. The record is from RefSeq and is a predicted model, not a curated record. Gene Ontology annotation, biological process: central nervous system development; regulation of transcription by RNA polymerase II.